AUGUCAUUAGGAUCCAAACCGCCCUUAGACUAUCCUAAUUACAAGAAGCAUCUGCGGAAGCUGAGUGGAAACCCGAAGGAUAUCCAGGCAUCGACCAGCGAGCUGAAUGCGUUGUCGUGGCCCUCCGAGGGGGCUGCGGAACGGGCUUCGGAGGACGCUGCCGCGGCGAAGGCGCGAGAGAGCCGCAUCGCCGACGCUGUACACACAAUCUUAACCGAGCUUGGCGAAGACUCCAGUAGAGCUGGACUCCAAGAUACUCCUGGCCGCUACGCCCGUGCCUUACUAGAAUUAACUCGGGGCUAUCAGCAGAAUCUCGUUGAGGUCAUGAACGGAGCCGUUUUCGACGAAGACCACGAUGAAAUGGUCAUUGUUCGGGACAUUACAGUGCACAGUCUCUGCGAGCACCACCUCGUCCCCUUCUAUGGUAAGAUACACAUUGGGUAUAUUCCCCGAUCCAAGGUUGUGGGUCUCUCCAAGCUGGCCCGCAUCGCCGAAAUGUUCAGCCGUCGCCUGCAGGUCCAGGAACGGCUCACCAAGCAGGUCGCAAUGGCUCUGUGGGAAGUCCUGGAGCCCCGCGGGGUUGCCGUGGUCAUGGAGGCUAAUCAUAUGUGCAUGGAAAUGCGGGGCGUGCAAAAGCCCGGCGCCUCCACAACCACCUCUUGUAUGUUGGGCUGUUUCCGUGAUCAGCAGAAAACCCGCGAGGAGUUUUUGAGCCUGCUGCAUCGUCCUUAA
This is a messenger RNA of Wickerhamiella sorbophila, 732 nucleotides long. RefSeq names its product GTP cyclohydrolase 1. NCBI's taxonomy places the organism in Eukaryota, Fungi, Ascomycota, Dipodascomycetes, Dipodascales, Trichomonascaceae. Gene Ontology annotation, biological process: tetrahydrobiopterin biosynthetic process; tetrahydrofolate biosynthetic process. The record is from RefSeq and is a predicted model, not a curated record. The transcript has a single exon. Gene Ontology annotation, molecular function: zinc ion binding; GTP cyclohydrolase I activity; GTP binding. Bases 1 to 732 code for a protein of 243 amino acids. Gene Ontology annotation, cellular component: cytoplasm.